UAUGUUCGUCUGUACGAGUAUCAACAACGAAGACUAUGUAAAUAUCGUUAACAAAAAAAUCAAUACAGAGGAUUUCAAGAUUUUGAGUUACAAUGUGGCUCCGAUGGCGAAGAAGUCUGGAAUUUUCGGGGAACAUUACUUCCUGAAGAUAGUGGUUAAAUUGGAGAACGAUAGUAUCGAAGAACUCAGCUAUUUCUUAAAAACGUUACCGCAGUUGGAAUCGCAGAAGAAUUUUACUUUGGAAAUGGGCGCAUUUUUUAAAGAAGAGCAAAUGUUCAAAUUAUUUGUGCCGUUGUUUUUGAAGAAUGAAAUCGAUAACUUCUCCAAAUGUUCUCCUCGUUGUUACCUCUCUCAACCGGAUACUAUGUUGAUAUUCGAGGAUCUGGCUAUUAAAGGUUACAAGUGUUUAAAUGCAAGACAAUCGUACGAUAUAAAUCUUGUAAAGUUGGCGAUUCGUUCAAUGGCUAAUCUUCAUGCGAGCUCGAUCAUACUAGAAGAUAUGAAAUCGAGGAAUUACGGAAAGAACUGGAGGUUGUACGAUGAGUAUCCAAAGCAGUUUCAAGAAAUGUUGUAUUGCCAGAAGCCUCCGAGUCUGGCUUUAAUUGAGUCUUGCGUUAAAGGUACAACUACUCAAAUCGAUUACCUGAUGGGCGAUCAUUUUCAGUCUAAACCGGAACUGCAGAGCUUCAAGGAGUUCUCAAGAUCCUCUGUACGUGAUUUAGUUAAAUACGUUCGACCUUCCGAAGAAUUUCGCAACACGAUUUGUCAUGGAGAUCUGUGGGCAGCGAACAUAAUGUUUAAAUUUGGUAAAGACGGUGAUCCGGUCGAUUGCCUCCUCGUCGAUUUCCAGUCGUAUCGAUAUUGUCCACCAGCACAAGAUUUAUUAACAUUCAUUUACUUGGCCACCGACCGCGAAUUCCGUUCCAAUCAUAUGCAAGAAGUGUUGCGCUAUUAUUAUGAAGAAUUCAGUCAUUUGUUAGCCGUACGCGGUGUGAAAAAUAUCUUCGAUUAUGAGGAAUUUAUGGCCAGCUGUGAAGCGAAUGAAUUGUUCGCUAUUAUUCAGAGCGUAACUCAUUUCCAAAUAGUAAUGAUGUCUCCAGACACGAUGACUGAUUUCCUCGCCGACUCCGAAUACAGCAGAAAAUGUAUGUUUGAGGAUAGGAGCGACAACAUUAUUAGGGUUUGCGAGCUCGACAAAUUCUAUAAGGCAAAGCAAAUUGAAAGUCUCACAGACCUGCACGAAUUCUAUCGGAAGUAAUUUAUAUCUGUAUAUUCCUAUUCAAUAAAUCCUACAGCUAAG
Molecule: messenger RNA, 1300 nt
Organism: Nicrophorus vespilloides
Lineage: Eukaryota; Metazoa; Arthropoda; Insecta; Coleoptera; Silphidae
Exons: 1
Coding region: 2-1258 (418 amino acids)
Source: RefSeq, a predicted model, not a curated record